Molecule: messenger RNA, 720 nt
Organism: Penicillium daleae
Lineage: Eukaryota; Fungi; Ascomycota; Eurotiomycetes; Eurotiales; Aspergillaceae
Exons: 2
Coding region: 1-720 (239 amino acids)
Source: RefSeq, a predicted model, not a curated record
AUGGAGCUCAUCGAACAUGAGGUUCUAACUCCAAGCGUUUCAUUUAGUCUUUACGAAAGACGUCGCCAAUUCCGCGAGUCUUUGAGCCUUGACAGAUAUAUGACUCUAACGGAAUAUAUCGUCAGAACUGAUCCUCUAUCGUCUACCACCCUGAUUCACUGGCCACAUCACCCAGUAGAGAGCCCAUGUCCAGAGCUUGCAACGGAGAUCACUCGUUUCAAUCCCGAAAUUCGUUCCACUCUGAGAUCCCAUGGACUCCCUGACAUACUCGAGAAGACAACACAUCUCAUAACCCAGACAGUCGACCCUUGCUACCCUAAUCAGGUUGAGCGCACUCCUCAAAAGCUUCUCCGUAUCCACCUAGAUAACCACCACUAUCUCCCUCCCCAGCUUGAUGCAGCGAGAGAUGCUCUGAACAAUAUGCUCCAACGCCUCGGGCUCCAAGACGUUCACGUUGACCUCAUCUACGGCUCAAAUCUCGCCAAUUUCAGAAUCACCGAUGAGGAAACUAUCGACAUAAUCAAGGUGCAGCUGGCAAUUGAGCUGGCGGCUAUCGACAUCUUCGGGUUUCUUCAAGUAUUCAUACCGAACACGCGGGUGGCCUUGUACCCUUACAUGACUCGUCAAGCUGGAAAGUAUACUAAGAUGGCUUUGGAGGUUGAGUUCCACCCCGUUUAUGAGGCGGAUGAGGUGGAGGUGGAAUUUGAGUUUGAGGUGUGA